AUGGCAGAUGACGGGUAUAUGAAAGCGUUGGAACUACAAAGGCGCAACUUUGAGGCCCAAUUUGGGAGCCUAGAGCUGUUGGGUUACGAAGACAAGUCCAAAAGUACCGAAACUAAUCAUACGGACUCGAAUGACGAUAGCGAUGAGUUUGGUGGGUUCAGUGACAAUACAAGCACCACCGCCUCAGAAUCGUCUGAGGAUGAGUCUGACAACGCUACGAAUCUGAAGUUUGUACAUGGAAAACCGGGAGCAAAAGAAUUUAACAAAAACAGCCUGGUGACUGUAGUAAAAUUAUCAGAAACCAUGCCAGCACCUCCCGUUUCAAAGGCAGAGGUACGCAUGGCACGCAGUGGUCGUGCUCCCACGAUGAAGGAAAUAGCAGAGAAAGACAAACAAAAACCAGCAGCCAAAAAAAUCUCGUCUAAAGAAGACCAAGAGAACUUGGAUAACGAUUUAAAAUUGCAGCGUCUUUUGAGUGAAUCCCAUAUACUCUCCAAUCUGAUGGCACAUUCAGGUGCCGAUUUGACUCUUCAAACCAUAGACUUCGAGGACCCUACCGGAAAAGCUCGGAGAAGAGCUAUAGACUCCAGAAUCAGACAACUUGCAUCCACAAAUUCCGCUACGGGCGGCCUCCCCAAGACGUUAGAAAAAAUGCCCAUGUCCAUGAGAAAGGGAAUGAUCCGAAAAAGAGAUAGCCGUAUAUCCAAGUAUGAAGAAGAAGCCAAAAAUGCUGGUAUAGUUUUGUCAAAAGUGAAGAAGGGACAUGUACGAGACUUGGUUUCUUCGAAGGGCUCCACCUUGGUGAGUGACCGGCUCGGCACAGGAACGAAGACCAAGAACACAAAGAGAGACAAGGGUCUCAAGAUCAGCUCGAUCGGAAGAUCGACCAGAAACGGUUUGAUCAUCUCACAGGAAGAAAUAGAUCGCAUUGGAGGGAAGGGAAAAUUUGGAAAAAAAAUGGGAAAAAAGCAUAGAAGAUAG
This is a messenger RNA of Meyerozyma guilliermondii ATCC 6260, 981 nucleotides long. RefSeq lists its product as uncharacterized. Gene Ontology annotation, biological process: maturation of SSU-rRNA from tricistronic rRNA transcript (SSU-rRNA, 5.8S rRNA, LSU-rRNA). The record is from RefSeq and is a predicted model, not a curated record. Gene Ontology annotation, cellular component: nucleolus. Lineage: Eukaryota; Fungi; Ascomycota; Pichiomycetes; Serinales; Debaryomycetaceae. Bases 1 to 981 code for a protein of 326 amino acids. The transcript has a single exon.